UGAAACUGUGUGCGAACGCCUCAAACGUGUCAAAAAAGAAGCAGUCAGUUUGUUGAGAAGGUUGAAUUUUUUUCCUACCCGUCUUAUAUUUUUUUGGCUACAGUUGGAAGUGCAAGUGAGAUUCGUAGUUCUUGGAAUAUUUUUCCGGUACAAUCGAGGAAACGGUCGAGUGUGAAGUUGCGAUUUCGGGAGUGUUUCGUGCAACGGUUUGGUGUUCAGGUUUGGUGCUUUUUCCCUCGGAACCACUGUCGUUUAUUGAAAGCUGUGGUAAAGGCAGCAGAAAAUGCAAUCGCCAUUUUUGGACGGGUUCACGCAAUCUUGUUUGAGGAAAUUCAGUGACAGAUUUUAGCAUUUUCGGAACUGAGGACUAUUCCGGAGUGAAUUCAAGCAAGUGGUACCGAUUUUUGAUUCCACCCUGUAUGGAAAGUUAAACGUGAAGCUAAAUUGAAGAAAGAAAAUAUUGCGGUGAAAAUUGUAUAAAAUAAGAAAAAAAUCUUAAUAAUGUUAGUGCUAUGAGGUGUACUAGUGGUCCAUAACCUAGAAGCAAAUUGAAAAUAGUUCUUCCUCCAGUGCAAAGUGUCGUGUGCGUAUACGAAGAAAAUCACCCCAUCCGCAAUGAGUCGUAAUCGCGCCAAAGGUGGCGCAACGACGUCCGUAUCCAAAAAACACCACGAGGAAUAUUUCUCUGCCUCUUCUUCCGCCUCCUCUGCUGUAGUUCAUCAAAGCCUGAUCAAAGAUUUGAAGAUUUCGUCCGGUCACAGCAGUGGUGGCAAUAGCAGUAACAGCAGCAGCAGCAGCAGUAAACACUCCUCACGGCAUCAGCAUCGUUCGCUGAAAACGGAUUAUACGGGGUACUACGAUAACAUGAAAUACUAUCCGCAGCAGUCGGCCGAACAGAAGCGUAAAGGUGCUUGCGAUUCCAUCGAGCCGCCAGAGCUGAUCAAUCUAAUUGUGGCGGAUCAGCAGCGGAAACUGUUGCAGCAGGCCGCUGCAAAAAAGAAGCUGCAGGAACAGCACACAGCUGUGAGCAGCAGUAGCCACAGCAGCAGUCACAACAGUAAGUAUCACCAGGUUCGGGAAGCAGCGGUUAUCAUCGAAUCGGAAGAAUCGGAUAACGGUGCCGCUGCUAGUGGAAACGAUAGUGGUAGCGAUGAGGAAACGACGCAUACUCAUCGGGCUCACCUCAAUAAGCAACAUCAGCAGCAGCAGCAGCAAAUGCAUGAGAACGGUGCCGAUCAUGAGGAGGAUGACGGAGAGGAAGAUGACGAUCAGGAGGAGGACGAGGAGGAAGAAGAAAUGCAGAAGCUGCCAGAUUCGCCGAAAAAGCGAAACGAGAAAAGCAGCAGCAGUGUCAUCUAUAACGGAACCAUCAUCGAUAAGGAUGGGCUGGAAAUGAUCAAGAUCUCCACUAUCAACACCAAAGUCAAACUCUGCGAGGAGGAUACUGUCACCAUAGAUGACUUUAAGCUACUCAAGGUUCUCGGAACCGGUGCUUACGGAAAAGUAUUUCUGGUUCGGAAACUGGGAGGCGUCGACCACAACAAACUGUAUGCGAUGAAGGUGCUGAAGAAGUCUACAAUCUGUCAGAAGAAAAAGACAGCCGAACAUACAAAAACUGAGCGGCAGGUCCUAGAAUCAAUCAAACGAUCACCUUUUCUGGUGACGAUGCACUACGCUUUCCAGACGGAUUCCAAGUUGCACAUCAUCCUUGAUUAUGUGAGUGGCGGUGAAUUGUUCACACAUCUGUACAACAAGGAACAUUUCACCGAAGAUGAGGUUCGGAUUUAUAUAGCGGAGAUAAUUGUUGCUCUGGAACAACUUCAUAAGUUGGGAAUCAUCUAUCGUGACAUUAAGCUGGAAAACAUAUUAAUCGAUUCCGAUGGUCACAUCGUGCUGACCGAUUUUGGUCUCUCAAGGGAGCUGGUAUAUGAGAAUGAGCGGGCACACAGCUUCUGUGGCACCAUCGAGUACAUGGCACCGGAGAUUGUGAAAUCCAACCAAAACGGACACGACUCGUCCGUCGAUUGGUGGUCGGUAGGUGUACUGACGUUUGAGCUGCUGACCGGCAGCUCACCGUUCAGCUCAGAAGAACCCGCCACCCAAUCGGAAAUAUCGAAGAAAAUCACAAACACCGAGGCGAUAAUCCCUGAUCAUCUUUCGCGUGAAGCAAAAGAUUUCAUCCGGAAACUGCUGGUGAAGGAUCCCCGGCGGCGAUUGGGCGGUGGUACGGCGGAUGCUUCGGAACUGAAAUCACACAGCUUCUUUAAAUCGAUCAACUGGCGACUUUUGGCAGAAAAAAAGAUUGCAGCACCAUUCAAACCGGUGAUCGAGGAUGAGCUGGAUACGAAUAAUUUCAGCGAUGAGUUCACGCGGCAAACACCGGUCGAUACGCCGGCGUCGGCUCCACCGAAUUCGGAGCGGCUGUUCCGAGGUUAUUCAUACGUUUCACCUAGUUUACUGUCGAGUAAAGUCGUCGAUAGAAACAAGUACAUGAGAAAUAAGAAUACUAGACCGAGUGAAGCUGCUGUUCGGCGAUAUGUUAGCAAGAGCUCCCCGUUCCACAAAAAGUACGAACUAACGGCCGACCAAUCCAUUGGCGAUGGGAUCUUCUCAGUGUGCUUCAAGUGCCGCCGGCUAUCUUCAUCUUCCGCCAGCAAUAGCAGCAACAACGGUCACAAUAGUAAUAGUAGCAGUAGUAAUAGUAGUAGCAGUAACAACUACUACGCAGUAAAAGUACUCUUCAAUCACCCGGAGACGGCUGGGUACGCGAGGCAAGAAAUUGAAGCCCUUAAAGCCUGCCAAGGUCACGCCAACGUAGUUAAAUUCGUUGAAGUCCUGAAGGACUCCCAUCACAUCUACAUAGUGCUGGAACUGUUGGAGGGAAGCGAGCUGCUGCAUCGGAUAAACCAGAACAAAAGUUUUACUGAAAGCCAAGCGCGCCAUUACUUCCGUCAGAUGGUGCAGGCGGUUGCCUUCAUGCACCAGAAGGGCUUUGCCCACUGUGAUCUCAAACCGGAGAACGUACUGUUCGAAGCACCUCAUUCGGAGCAUUUGAAGCUGAUAGAUUUUGGUUUCGCGAAAAGUAUAGAGAAUAACAACUGUCUGACUUCAUCGCCGAACGCUGGAACGCUCGGCUAUUCUGCACCGGAGGUGUUCGACGGUCGAUCGUAUGCGCUGGAAUCGAGCGACCUCUGGUCCCUAGGAGUGAUACUGUAUACCAUGCUAUGUGGACAGGCUCCGUUUACUCCGCGGCAAUUUUUCGGUCACGCGAAUCUCGCUUCAUCCGCCAAACAGAUGGAGAUAAUUAUAGGUAAAAUUCGUCGAGGUUCGUUCGAUUUGGCGUCCUCGGCAUGGGUAUGUGUAAGUGAAGAGGCCAAAGACUUAGUGAAACGCUUGCUAACGGUGGAUCCGGACAGGCGAAUAACGAUGGAGCUACUGCUAGUGCACGAGUGGCUCGAUUUGAAUCGAACUGCGGGCGUGCGAAGACAGCUGAAAAUGGUAUAUCCGCAGCAGAGCUUGCGGCGGCUGGAAGCAAACGUGAAAAAUACGUACGACGCAUUUAAACGAGCCGAGGAGGAAGGAUUCCGACUGCGGGAAGUCAGCCGAGCGAACACGAAUCAGCGGCGUACGAAUGGAACCAAGUCCAAAAAGUCAACCGAGAGCCAAUACAGCAGUUCUAUGGAGGAAAGCACGUCCAGUGGUAUUGGUCGAAGUAAGUCCAGCAAGAGCAGCUCGAUAUCAGACCACAACCAGCGAACAGCAAGUGUUUCGACCAAUAACUCUGAAGUGGUAGUGAUAGAUGAGGCGGAUAGCGACGAUCGCUGUGAACAGGAAGAACUGCAAAAAGAGUCGAAGCAGGCAGGCGGGGCCGAGAGCAAUAAUAACGAGGUGAACAAGAUGGAAUCGGAUGCUGCGGAGGAUGCGGAUGAGGAAAACGACGAACAAGACGAAGAAGAAGAUGGGGAAAUAGACGAAUUUUUGGUGGACCAAAUUUUACAGGAUGUUGAAGAUGUUGUUGAGGAAGAAGUACGGAAAAAGGAAAUCGAGCAACGGCCCGAGAUGAAUGUGCGGAGAAGUGGAUCGUGCAGUAGUGAAACAAGUAGCGCAACUGUUCCGUUAAUACUCGAAGAAAUUACCGGACGACAGAAGGAAAGCCUUCUUCCCGCUGUUGUCAUUCAAGAGGAAGUAGAAUCGGCCGAGUUGGACGAAUCGAUUGAACGCGACAUUUCCUCCUGCUCGGAAGAAUCACUAUUUGCGGGAACUCGAGCAUCAAUUGAUGUCGAAAAGAUCGAGUUUGGAUUUGAAUUCGAUGAAGUUUAUUAUUUCAGCGGGUUCGAGGAAGCCGAUAUGUUGUAUCCAAACCCGCCGGCCACCGACGUGCUCAGUUAUACCCUGAAUCCACUGCGGAAUCUGCGUAAACGAAGACCCACGAUAAACAGCGCCACUAUUCAAAGACCCAAACGGGUGCGACAUGUUGUGAGCUAUGCGUACUAGGUAUUCUUCUUACCUACUCGAUUGUCGUUCUUCGCAUAGUUGUCACGUGUAUAUAUAGAAAAUGCCGUACAAUAUGGGGCACCUAUGCGUAUCACGGCAGGCUAUCGGGAUCAGUCAUUAAAUCAAUCUUUCCUACGGGCUCUUCUGUGUGGAUUUUAUGCAACAUUAAACAUAAAUUUCUUUUACCAUAUAUUUUUACAAACACCUAUCUCUUGAAGUAAAGAGACACUUAGGUGUUAAGACAAAAAAAAACAGACCAUUAAGUGCACUUAUUAGACUUGUUACAACUGUACAAUACAUACCAUUUAGAGAUCAGAAAAAAAAACGUUAAAUCUAAAUUGUAGCUUAUAGAGCGGAUUACCAAUUGAAUUUAACGAGCACACAAACACAUACAAACCAUAAGUAAAUAAUGCAAUAGAGGGUGGCGACAAUCGAAGAGCAUAAUUAUAGGAAAAAAGGAACAACUAAACUUAUUCGGUUUCUUGCUUGUCACUAUCGUAGAGUGUCCGUACCUCCUCCGUAGGUUGGAAAGAGCAGCAUAACAGGACAUACCGAUGUGAAAUAAAUCUUUAUACUUGUACCAAUAGUUGAAUCAUUACUGUCGGAGCCAGAGCUGCAAAUUUUCAACAGGUUGAUUUGAACUUGAAGGAGGAACAAAUCUCAAAUUAUGCCCUGCUAUGUUCAAUUCGCAUUUGUUUGUUCGCAUCAUCUUUUCAAACAGGCGUGCUGCUCAAUCAUUUUCCAUUCAUUUUCAAUUUUAUUGACCCUGUGAAUAUCUCUCCACUGGUGACCAGGUUUUUCAAGCAAAACUACUCUGAACUUAAUUCUUACUGUUCAUUUAAGCUUGAAAACGAAAAACAUGUCAACAUUUAAUCUAAACUGGCCUCUACAGAGCAGAUGACAGCUUUGGUUGGUGAAUGAAAAAGCAUCAAUUUGAAAAGAAGUAAAACGGUUUAGCCAUGAAAAUCCCGCCUUGAACUUGAUAGUGAAUAAUUAAGGGAGGCUUUGGAUUUGAAUCACGGUUGGGAUGAAUUGAACUAAAGGUUGGCAUUUGAAAAUUUGCAUCACUGGUCGGAGCUUCUUUUUAGGACGGAAAUUUACCACGUUCAGCAGGUCGGUGUUAAGUCAGACCGGACUAAGUGACAAAAUAUUAAUAUCGAGAAAAAUGAGUUUAAAGUACCCUUUACAUUAUAAUUGAAAAUUAAUUUUUGCCAUAAUUCUUGUUUAUUGUUACAUAUUUCAAAUCUGGCAAAUGUUGAAUGUAGGUGACGAAAUUCUUUAUCCAGUGAUAUCAUUAUCUCAUUUCUUGAUGUUUUGCGACUUAGUCCGGUCUGACUUAACACCGACCAACUGUACUUGGAAUGCUUUUUUAAGUAAUUUCAAUCAAGCGAGGGUACAGUAAAACCAGUUAGUUAAAAUGAGCAUUCUAUUCAAACUUUUCAGUAUAGAAUGAAGUACAAGCGUUAUGCUCUCACGGUGAAUGUGUUUAAGGACGAUUCUGACAUAUUAUAUUAAUCUUUUUGGUAUACUCCGUUCAUCGAAGAGAUAUAGUUAACUGAUUCAAGGAGAAUUCGAUAAUGAUAAUGGAUGCAAUAAUGGUGUUAAUAGCGAUUCACACUUUUUUGGUCAUCUACUAAAAAGUAGUCACCCCAACGAUAUCUAUUCCUUUUUUCUUGGACUACAUUGUAUCGUUCCUUUUCUGUCCAUAAUCGCAAGUCAAUUCCAUGUUGUACGGGAUCCCCUAGCUACAUGUGACUGACUUGCGAAUUUAUCAGCUCUUCAAGUGUUGUUUCUCCGAAUGCACUUGUUGAAAAAAUACUUUUUGCGCUACUAUGCAGUAAGGCUGAUAUUACAGGUUGUAUCCUAGAAGUUUUGUCCCUACUGGUCGCAAUGUUUUCAGCUUUUUACAUGCCAUAAUGGCGGUCAUCGAUGCUCGUCUUGAGAACUGCUGGACCAGGACUAAAGCAGCCAUAAGCAGCACUGCGGAGAGCGUCCUGGGAUACGUACAGAGGAGUCGACGGAACGAUUGGUUCGAUGGCGAGUGCCAAGAGAUAUUGGACGAGAAGCCACUCGGUAGAACGUGGAGUCAUAUCGACGGAAGCGAAAACAGCAGACUCGUCUUUUUCAGGACAAAAAGCGCCGCUUGGAAGAGUCUCAGAGAUAGGAGAUGGAGCUGCUGUAUCGCUCUCAGGAAACGCGGGCGUUCUUCAAGAAGCUGAAUGACUCUCGCAACGGUUUUGUGCCGCGAUCCGAAAUGUGCAGAGACAAGGAAGGCAUCUUGACGGACGAACGUGAGGUGGUCGAAAGGUGGAGGCAGUACUACAAUGAACAUAUGAAUGGUGCGCAGGCCGACAAUCGGGCGUUCGAGGAGGACGAUUAUGUCAGUGUCGCAGCUGACGGGAUGUACCGGUGCCCACUAUGAAUGAGGUUAACGAGGCUAUUCAACAGCUCAAGAACAACAAGGCAGUUGGUAAGGAUGGUCUAGGAGCGGAACUCUUCAAGGUGGGUCCGGAGAAACUGGCGGAAUGCAUGCACCGAAUAAUCGAAAGAAUCUGGGACAGGGAACAGCUACCGGAGGAGUGGAAGGAACGGGUCAUCACCCCGAUAUACAAGAAAGGCGACAAAUUGGACUGUGAAAACUACAGAGCGAUCACAGUGACAAAUGCCUCUUACAAAGUGCUAUCCCAGAUUCUGUUCCGGCGCCUAUCACCGCUGGUAAAUGGAUUUGUCGGGAGUUGUCAGGCCGGUUUCAUCAACGGCAGAUCAAAUCCUCCAAAAAUGCCGUGAAUACCAGGUCCCGACACAUCACCUGUUCAUCGACUUUAAAGCCGCAUAUGACACGGUGGACCGUGUGGAGCUAUGGAAAAUGAUGGAUGAGAACGGCUUCCCUGGGAAGCUGAUAAGACUAAUUAAGGCUACAAUGGAUGGUGUAAGGUGUUGUGUCAAAAUUUCAGCCUCUCGGGUCCGUUUGAAACACGCAGGGGACUAAGACAAGGCGAUGGGUUGUCCUGCCUGCUGUUCAAUAUAGCGCUGGAAGGUGUAAUGCGAAGAGCGGGGUUCAACAUGCGGGGCACGAUUUUCACGAGGUUCGGACAGUACGUGUGCUUCGCUGACGACGUGGACAUAAUCGGUAGAAACAAGGAAACAAUAGCAGAUCUGUAUACCCGACUGAAGCGCGAAGCAGAACGAGUAGGACUGAAGAUAAAUGUGUCUAAGACGAAGUACAUGCUGGCUGGCGGAACCAAUCGCGAUAGGGAGCGCUUGGGCAGUAGUAUCACGAUCGACGGCGACGAGUUCAAAGUGGUUGACGAGUUCAUCUAUCUAGGCUCAUUGGUGACAAUAACACCAGUCGGGAGAUCAGAAGGCGUAUUAUCUCUGGAAGUCGUGCUUACUAUGGGCUCCACAAAACUUUGAGAUCAAGGAAGCUUCACCACCGCACGAAAUGCGCCAUGUACAACACACUGAUUAGACCGGUGGUUCUCUACGGGCACGAGUCGUGGACAAUGCUCGAGGAGGAUCUGAAAGCACUCGAAGUCUUCGAAAGAAUGGUGCUGAGAACGAUCUUCGGCGGUGUGCAGGAGGAUGGCGUGUGGAUGAGAAGGAUGAACCACGAACUUGCGCGACUCUAUGGUGAGCCAAGUAUCCGGAAAGUAGCUCAAGCUCGAAGGGUACGGUGGGCAGGGCAUGUUGCGAGGAUGCCGGACAACAACCCCACCAAGUUGGUUUUCACCUCUAACCCGGAGGGUACAAGACGGAGAGGAGCGCAGCGUUCCCGGUGGCUGAACCUAGUGGAGCAGAACCUGGCGAGUAUCAGGCACCUGAGAGGUUGGAGACAAGCAGCAACUGACCGAGUGACGUGGCGGAAUAUUGUGGAACAGAUUAAAUCAUGUUAAUAUGAUGUAUACUCAGGAAAUAAUAUAAUGGCGGUCUAAAUUGUUCAGUUUGUAAUAUGCUUAAUUGCCCUUUUUUGAAAAUAAUCGUUUACGACAGCUUGACAGUAUUGUCCAGUUGAAGAUGCCGGGCGUUCAUUGAAUAAACAUCCAACGCAUUGGAAUAACGUAAGAUGACUUAAUUUCACUGGGCGGUUGACGUAAACGAUUAUUGUCAAAAAUGGGCCAUUAAACGUAUUACGAACUGAAUAAUUUAGACCGCCACGUAAAAAGCUGGAUUCGAACAGAACACCUGUCAAUUGAUUUGACGUCACAAAUGAGUCGGAUUUGACUAUGACUAUUUUGACGCUUGAUUUGGACCCAUCUAUUGUCAUACGCAUCAACCUCAACCAGUUUUGUCGGUAAGCGAUGCUCAAAAGUUAUCUGCAACAGUUUGUUUCGAUUCACUGAAUCGUACGCUGGCUGGAAAUCUACAAACAGAAGGUAUUGAUAUCCGUUGCAUCGGUCGCUCAUCAUGGUACGUGAGUUGGGGUGAUUUUGAAUUUCACGAGGUUGAUAGACUGGUACUGGGUGCCAUCGAAGCAAAACGCUGCAGAUCUGUUCACCAAAUGGGGGGUGUAAUCAUCCAUUACAGAACGAUGCGGAAUUGAAGAUCGAUUCAUAUUUUCUGUAUCAAUCGCACGAUCAGUGACCAUGAAGCAUGCUAUGACAUACGGUGGUCAAUUCUGUUGUUUCUCAAUGGAUAAAGCUGGUAGAAGUGACGGCAAAGCUCGUGCCGAAGGUGUACUGAGACUACGAGGCAGGUUGGAAAAGAACGAGUCAAUCCCGUUCGAUAAAAGGUAUCCGGUAGAUCUGCCCAGGAAGUCCGAGAUAACGAAAAAGCUGACCCUGCAUAUUUCUGAGAUAUACGACCAUGUGAAUCGUGAAACCGUCUUCAAUAAAUUAUGACAAGUUCUGGAUACCAAAUGCACGCUGUGCAAGACAGCAAGUGACGAAAGAAUGCGUCUGGGGCAAAAUGAAUUGCUGUGUGCCUCGCAUUUCAACGAUGACACCUCUGCCGUAUCAACGCAUCACGUCUCCCUUGCCACUCCUUAGUUGAUUAGCUGGGUCCUGAAGAGAUCACGAUGGGACGUAGGAAGAAGAAAAGAUGGGUUGCGAUCUUCUCGUGUAUGCCGAAAAGAGCUUAUACACCGGGAGGUAUUCCACAGCUUGACCACGUAAUCUAGCUUUAAGGUAAUCAGGAACAUGCAAGCGAGGAGCUACUGAACAUUUUUGUGGUAACUACGAGUACCUUUCAAUAUUGAGGCCCAUUUUCAAAAUUACAAAAUAGCAGGUAGAGUUUUUGAAUGCUAGUAACUUACAUUGUACUGAACGGAAUUAUACCGUGUUUGUUUUCUACUAUUCGUUGCUUGGGUUUUGAACGAGCAACAUACGGAUUGGAAUACACCCGCUUUCUAGCCGCGCGCAAAAUUUAUUGAGUGCACUUCACUCUGGCAUACUGCCGCUAUACGCAUAACUGUCCCAUGUUCAAUGGGAUUCCCUAUACAUAUGGGACAAUUCUGCGCAGUAUAUGAGGUUAAACUUUACGCACCCAAACGGUUGGGGUGGUAAAGGGAGGUAAUAUAUAGGGUCCCGCAUGUUCGUUCUCUACCAUUCGUUGCUUUGGCAUCGUACAAGCAACAUAUAGAUUGAAACUUGUGGACGAUACAAAUAAAAGAUGAGGAGGGACUCCUGAUUUUUUUGCUACGUAACAGACCGACGUGGGUACCGGGAUACCCAUAAAAUUGAAAUGCCAAUAACUAAGGUAAUUUGCAACCGAUUUUGAUACUUUUGGGUGUUUUAAAUUCGGGCCCUCAUCCACUUUUAGACUUGAUAAAAAUGAAUCGGGUUACUUCAAUCGGUUCCCGGGAAUCCGGAUUUCCGGAAGCAUGUUCCUGUUCUGGGAUACUAUUUGUGAAUUUCAAUGGAAUACUAGCAAUAUGGGUAUCAAAAUUCUUGGAAAAAUAAAUAUCAUAAGAUUUGAAUGAAUAGGCCGAAGUGUAGUCAGGCAACUUCGGUUAUGUUACAGACAUUACCCAUCCAUCCAAGAUCAACAGUGAGUGAAAAAGUCUCAUAGACUGCAACCGCAUGGUUGUUAGAUCCUUCUGGAACACCACAUAUGGGCGGCGUUUGAGAACGGAUGGUGCGAUCCAUUAAAUAGGCCCUGUAUCAUUACCAUUCGUUCAUUGAAAUGUAUCCCACAAGAAUUAGCUGAGGAAGAAACUAUCACCCCAACCACUCCCUCCGUGGAGCCGUGGCGAGUACGGACGUGCGAAAGGAAAACUCUGGACCCCACCGAAGCUCAACAAAAUCAUCACAAGCGGUCAUAUCCAACUAAUUUUGGGAACUGUCUACUAGCUCUGGAUCAUCGACCAAAUUGGAUGGAUAACCGAAAGCUAUUGCAAAACUGGAGACCUGGUGUUUGUGUUUGAUGGGAAGAACAGGAAGCAUACAAGAAGUAGUAAGAGGAGCAGAUGGAAAGAUUUGUCAAGCAGAAAAUGCUUGAACUGCGCUGAAAAUCACCGACUUCUGAAUAAGGGCCAGUCGUCGAAAGCACCAUAGGAAACAUUGUCAGGGCCUCCAGCAACCUCAAAUACAACAGAUAGGAAGUUACUUUGUUCCAAAAAAUAUGUGAUUCGACACCGCAAACAACUUUGUGGAAGAUUCCAAGAACGUGGAAGAAUUGCUAAAAAAGUUAUCAUGAAAAACUAAUUUCAAGGGUUCAUCCAUACAACAAUUUUCCAUAACUCCAAAACUAUUGAAGUUAGAUAUAUGGUGUCUUCAGCAAUUUCUUUUUUAGUAAUAUUUUCUACAGCUUUGCUGAAGGCACAAAGUUUCUAUCUUAAUUAGUUCAGGAAAUAAAUUUCGUAUAUCACUUAUAGGUGAAUUAAUCACUGAAUAAUGUAUUCCUGUAGAUGCGCAAUCAUAAAGGCAAAAGCUUCUCCGAUCAAACUAUACUCAUAAAGUUAACGCUUUGGACGCUAUUGAUUUUGAGCACGAAAACGACGUUUUAAAACACGGUGAACUUCCCCGAUGAGCCAUUCAGCUCCCGAAUUUACUAAAAUCUUGGUCGUGAAAUACUCGGUCCAGUCCCCAACGAUGGUCUACUCCGACGGAGAAUUCCUCGGCGAGAGAGGUUCUCCCGAUACCGAUGUUCGUUUCCGUGAGCCAUUUAGCUCCCCGCUUUCACCUGAUGAUCUACUCGAUAUAGUCCCAGUGGGCAGUGGACCUAGCCUACUCACGAGCUACCCGGUAGGGUGCCGAGGUCGGUCCGGCGAUUCCGGUGGACCUAGUCUACACCGACGAAGAGUUCCCCGGCGGCGGAAUUUCUCGCGAAUCUCAAUUUGUGAUUUCACGGCGACUUUCUAGCUAAUGCAAUGGAGCUACUGUAUUGGUCCCUUUGCCACUGCCUCUGCAGCUAGGAGAGUAUACUCGUAAACACUCUGUUGACAGUGUCACAGGUGUGCUUGUCGUGGCAUAUCUUUUCAACGAUAUUGUCCACUGUCACCCCAGGCGUACCCCUACGAAUUUAGUCGAACCUAGGGCAUUCGAAGACCACGUGUUCUGGUGUCUCUUGCACGUUCACACACUCUGGGCAAAGGGAUGACGAUCCAAGUACUUCUGGAAGCAUCCGUAACCGGACAAAAACUGCGUCAAAUGGAAAUUAAACUCUCCAUGCUUCCUAUGCACCCAAACCACUCAUGUUGCCCCUUAACCAAGGAGUCCGCUUGGGCCAGUCUCCUUGCAUUCUUGCAUUACGUGCAUUUCUCCGCUGGUAGCAUUCUACGUCCUCAGCCAGAAUGAUGCCUCCGACGAUAUUUUUCUGUAACCACUCGCGAUACUCGAAAGGGGCAUUCCACAAUAGAUCUAAAUACUGGUCGUAGUGGUUCGUCUCCAACAAAUAAAAGCACUCGCGACUCGUACGACCAUCAGCCGGAAUGUCUUGUUCAGCUUUUCACGGUUCCGCUUGGUUUUCAACGCCGCACCCAGGCAGGAGGAACCCCAUACCGGAUUAGAAAAACAACAAUUAUGAGUAGGCCGGGUAAACAGCAAAGGUCGGUCACAGGGCUAGCAACGGCAGCUAAAGCUUGAGCUUGUGCGACCACCCCUGGCUGCUACUCCGUUAUCGAUCUGGACUAGCUGAAGUUGCACAGGAAAUAAGUAGAUAAUUGGGAGUAGCGAAACAUCUUUCAAUGUGCAACUCCUGGUAAUCCUCAUGUGUUUACUGAGCAAUACCGGCGCCGGCCAGGCCCGAACGUAGAUCGCGGAAGGAAAGGGAAGGAAUGGUUAGUCCGAUACUUGUUUUUGCUAGAGGCCGUAUAUCAACUCAUGGACCGGGGACCAACGACUGUACUUCCCUUCCGAAGGAAGACGUUACCACAGAUUUUUUUUCGCCUAAGAAAAAUCUUAACGACCUCGGCUGGAAUUGAGCCCAGGCCAACUAAAACGAGUGGGUUAGCAACGGGAGCUAAAGAGGAAAAACACGAAGUUGAAUAAAAUCGAGAUAUUGUUGUCUGGAGAAAUUUCUCCGCCGAUGAUCUCUCCGUCGGAGUGGCUGGUAGCUGAAUGGCUCUCGAAUAUUGACAUUAGCAUCGGGAGAAAUACCGCCGCCGUGGAACUAUCAGUACCAGCAGGUAGAUAAAUAGGAACGAGUAGUGCCAAGAAGGAUAAGAGACCCUGGUGGUUGGUAAAGUGAUGUGAUGGUCAUUAUGGUCGACACCUCCGGAUCGGUUCGUGCUUCAACAGGUAACCUUGCAACAGACCUGAGCAAAUCAGUUACACCGCGAAGGUUGGAGACAGUAAACAAGAAAAAGAAACAACGGAAAAAAAACAUGAACGAUUAACACAAAAAUAAAAAGAGCAAGGGUAUCCCUGCUGAAGUAGUACCUAACGAUGGCCCCAGAUGGAUGAGGAAUUCGAGAUGGAAGAGGUGUAGGUUUAGCCGGUAGGCUUAACUAGUACAAACCAAUCGGACUCUAUCAUGAGUCAGCAGGCAGCUGUGUAUUGAAGAUUUCUUCUUGAUAACAGACUGUUACCCAAUCUGUUGAAUUGAGUUGAUUGGUACACAAGACUCGGCCCUCCAGAUCUUGGAAAAAAUCUUCAAAAUUUUAGGGUUUCCAUACCUUUCUUUUAAAAGAAAUGAAAAAAAAUCCAAACCCUCCCCUUGCGAAUUUUCUCGCGCGGGCCUGGGUUUGAUAGACAGGUAGGGGAGGCCGGGGCUAGUUGGCGAUGUUUUCAGUUUUCAUUUUUUUAUCGCUUUGAUUGUGGUAGAUCUUACAAAAUAGAACACGUUGCAUAAAAGGGCAGACUGUUGGCAACAUCUCUGAAAUUUAUGAAAAUGUUUGAUACGUUGUCUUCAUUUCUAGAGAAAAAAUAUGUGACGCGGAAAAGCCGCCAACUUGCCCCAGCACCAGGGUAAGAUUGUCUUUUCACAAAAACUGUAUAUUAUUCGACACUUCAUUAUAUUUCUGUCUCAAUAUCCCGAUAUUUUGACUUCGAUGCAUACUCCAUAUUCAAAAGCGAAUUUUCGAAAUUCUUCAGACGAUUGGCCGAAAUUAUUGUCUCCUGUAGUGACGAGAGACACAAGAAACAGCUUCUCUUACUUUGGAGUGAAUUCCAGAAAUUAAAAUAUUUGAUGACUAUUUCUGCACUGUAAAUAGUACCGCCAACUUACCCCAACCGCAUAUUUUAUAAAAAAGUGUUUAAAAAAUUACUUUUUUGUAUGGAUAUGUGUUAUAUCUAUACGGAUACAGAAAGCUCUUUUCACACGAUAUCGAAAAAUAUAAUCAUUCGGGUAAUAGAUUGAAAACCACCUUAAUAACACAAAAUGUUUAAAAUUAAGAAAAUUUACAAAGUGCGCUCAAAAACACAAUAUCGCCCACAGCUUCUACAAAACAAAAUGUUUUGCAUCAAAAACACAUUGGAUAAUGCGUUUCACAUUACUGGAGGUUCACAACGAGAGACAGCGCUUUAUAUCUAAUAGAAACGGAGAAAAGGGGAUUCCGCCAACUUACCCCAACCGCCAACUAGCCCCGGGCUCCCCUACUUGUGCUUUGGUGAGCUAUAACGUUGCUGCUGUCUUGAAGAGAAUUGCGGGUAUCACUUACAUAUUUAAAAACUUUUAAAAAUAAUUCAUGAACCUUGUUCUUAUCUCAUUACGAGCAAGAUGAGAGUCAAACAGGUGUGUGUCACACGAUAGAAAACUCGCUGUAAUCCCACGAUGGCCACAUUCUCUAUGUGGUUGAACCGCCGAAGAGGUACACUCAGAAGAAUGUUGCUAUGCAACGCCCUAGUUCUUGCUUAGACGUUUACUUAGACGAUCAAGGCUUGAUAAUCGAUGCGCGCUGACAACAUAUCGGUGACAACCAGAGUACUUGCUGUGUCCCUACGGUGGAUAGCAUUUGUAGCUGUCUCAGGGCGUUGAAUACCUUCAAUUCAGUCGCAACCGUUCAUAUAGUGCAGGCUCCAGAUCGUCGAACAAUACUCUGGAGACAACCGGGCUAGAGAACAGUACAGAUUUUUAGGUAGUAUAUAUCCGUAAAUGAUUUGGCAGUACGGAAGAUGAACUCCAGCUGUCGUGAUUCAGCGACUUUUGGAUAUUAGAUUCUAGAAAACCUAAGUUCACCCAACUCUGAACACAAUCAUUGAUAUGGUAUUUGAAUUUUGUUGGAUCCUUAGAACGAUGAAAAAUCAUUACCGUACAAAUAGAGAUAUUGACGACUAGCCUAUUCAGUUCACAUUCGACAAAUACAUCGAGCAACGCCUGCAACUGAAUGAAGUCUACUACGGAAGUUACGGCACAUUAUAUUCGAGCCUCUAGGAAAACAAAUAUUUCACUCUUUUACAUGUUUGAUUCGAUUACCACCUGUGCGGCAAAAUUUGGCACUAACGCCUCUCAAAAAAAGACUUAGAUAUUUCUGAUAAACUACACCGAAGGUUCCCUAAAUCACUAGAACGCUAGUUCGAGUAACUCAUUUAGUCGUUCUACAUAGCAUCUGUGGUGCACUGUGCUGUGACAAGUCAUCGCCCAUGUGGAGAUAAUUUACACAUAGUUUGCCACAGAUGGUGAUAAUAGCUGAUGCGGUUGAAAUGAGUGGGCACCCAACUAUCUCGUACACCAAAAAUAGCUUUUUGUAAAAGUGUCACGGUGGUGUGGCAAUUCAGAGGGAAAAGGCGCUAAGGCUAAGGCUCUGGUGUCAUGAGACAUUAUAACAGACUCCAGGCAGGAAGGAUUAUUAUUGGUCGGUAGGAUCGUAGCAUUGUGUCAUGUACACCAAUAGAGUGUCACGUCCUGUUUGGAGAUGUUGUCACGAAAAGCUUGAUUCCUUUCAAAUUUCGGUAGAUGCCGGAUCAGGGACGGAGAAUUCUGUGUAACCUUUAACAAUCGGAUGCGAAGUCUGUCGAACCAGAAGGUAAACCUCUAGCAGCGAAAUAUUAGUAGUAUUCCAAAGUUUUGCGUUUUUGCUUUUACUGGCUAGGAAUCGUGACUCUGGUCGCUUCACUAUAUGCCCCAGCCCCGUAAACAAAAAACGAAUCUUCCCCAAAAUAAUAUUAAUUAAUCACAAAAUAUGUGUCAACUGAACCCAAGCUAAGUCUGAUAUACUAAAGAAAUACAGAGGAGCCUUUCGGAAGGAAUAUGCCUUAAUCCAUAUCAGUAAAGGUCAUGGCCUGUGUAUUAUGUCACAACCAUAAAGAACCACACGCCGCCGGAAAUUCGGACGAGCGAUACAAUGAAAAGACGCAUAUAAAGUAGAAAAUUUCGUUAACAGACCGCAGGUCGUACAGGUAAGCUUGAAAGUUCAUAACUCUUUGAACUGGUUACGGUAUAGUCCCGUUUACCUAAAAGAACAGAAUAGGACGAGCAGGGGUAUGCCGUGAUUGGUAAAAAGUGUGUAAAUAUGUAUACAAAUAACCCUAUUAUCGAUGAAACAGAUCGGGAGUAGACAUGCCAAUAGCGCCUCGUGACCAAUUUAACCUAAACAAAAGUGUGCGUUUGCGUGUGUGAGUAUGUUAAGAGUAAAAACAAAUAAAGCAAAUUAAAAAAAUACAUUUUAAUAGUAACUCUGUCAUAAAAAAUUAACAGGUAUAUAGUUAGUAUAUUUGAGAAGUUGAAGCAAAAUAUCGGAUAGAUGAAACUUGAAUGAACGAGUAGAAUUGGGUUGAUCAAAAAAAAACAAAACAAACAGCUGUUAUGGCGAGUAUAUCUCAUAAUAUUAGGUAACACCAGAAAUCAGUACUAAUAAAGUGUACUAUUUAAAAAAGAAUAUUAUCAUUUAGUGAACCAUACUAAAUUCUUAAACAAAAAAAAACAUUCGCAUAAUUAACUCACGUUUACACAAAGCGUGUGGAAAUGAAAACAAUAUAUUAUAAGCUAGUUAGUUCAAUUGAAUAAAAUGACAGGAAAACAAAUUAAAAAUAACAUACGUUUCUUAGUGUAGCGAGCGGGGAAGAAGUAACAGUUUAGUUGUAAUUUUAGCGACCAAUAAGUAAGAAACCAACUAUUAUCAUCGUGUAUGUACUCUUUUUAGUCGUAUUAUAUAAUUAACUUAGUUGAAGAGGAAUAAAAAAAACAAAUGGUAUAGGCAACACAAAUAAAUGUAUAACAAACAUAAACAAACAAGUAUCUCUAGGCAAGGCAGAAUGGAACUUUAUUGAACCUAUGUAAAAGAUAGAGUAAAAUCAUUUAAUAGACGCUAAAGUAAAUUAAUUGAACAAAUGUUUUUAUUUAGUUGAAUGCAGUUGUUUUUCUUGCUUAGUUUUAAUUGCACCCUUACUUUUUGCUCUGUUUUAUUAUUGAACUUGAAAUAAGAGUAUCAAUCUAGGAAAAAAAUAUUAUUUAAAUGCAAACAAAUUAUAACGAAAUAAAAUUUUGGAGGGAAGCU
Topomyia yanbarensis is the source of this 17305-nucleotide messenger RNA. Its product is annotated as ribosomal protein S6 kinase alpha-5. NCBI's taxonomy places the organism in Eukaryota, Metazoa, Arthropoda, Insecta, Diptera, Culicidae. The transcript is spliced from 8 exons. Gene Ontology annotation, biological process: protein phosphorylation; regulation of DNA-templated transcription. Gene Ontology annotation, molecular function: protein serine/threonine kinase activity; ATP binding. Bases 616 to 4494 code for a protein of 1292 amino acids. The record is from RefSeq and is a predicted model, not a curated record.